AUGAUCCAUUCUGGUCGACUAGCGAAACAACCUGCUUACGCAGAUGAGAAAUUUCCUGACGAGCUGCAGUCCGCUCGUCACGAAAAGAGCGAAUCGAACGUCCGCUCUCAAGUUGCGCAAACACAAACGCGGCACUACAACGAUCGUGCGCUAAGGAAUUGCAAUCGUCCUUUACUAGUUCAUGGAGCUCGUAACGCCGAGUUCGAUCAUGAGCCAGGUCGUCGUGUAACUGUUCCGUUACACGGUUCAAUUUUUAAACAACUGGCUGAUCAGAUCCUCGAGCCGGAUCAGAUGCUUCCGACCCCACAACAUCCUUUGCUGGAGUCUGGCGGUGUUCAACGCGUUCUGGUAGAGCGUAUCUUGAACCACCGCGACGUGUACCACGCCAGCAGACGAGGCGUCCGUACGAGUUACCUCGUCCGCUGGCGUGGCAAUUCACCGGCCUGGGACAGCUGGGAGCAUCACGCUCAGCUGAUCGUGGAUAGUCCGGGUCUCGUCGAGGAAUCUGUAGAGACCCACCCGCUGCGCAUGAAGAAGGGCCGUUGGAAAAUGACCUUCCCGAACGCGAGUACAUGGAUUGCAAAGGUCAAUCCCUUCGGCCAUCUCAGAAAAGAUGCGCGCCCUCCAGUAGAAACAUAUAAUGACCUCCCUAUGGGCAAGAUUUGCCUUGUCCAGAAACCCUGGACAUGA
Messenger RNA from Peronospora matthiolae, 690 nucleotides. NCBI's taxonomy places the organism in Eukaryota, Oomycota, Peronosporomycetes, Peronosporales, Peronosporaceae. The record is from the annotation of a GenBank genome assembly.